GGUUACUGCUCGCCAGAAUGGGAUGGCAUUGUUUGUUGGCCUGAGGGGUCUCCUGGAAAGCUGGUGUCCACUGCCUGUCCAGAGUACAUCUACGACUUCAACCAUAAAGGUAAGACUGGCCCUGGGUAGCCUGCAGUUCAACAGUUCUCUUGCACUGAGCUCAUUUUCAAUUUUACGUGAAAUGUAUGCACGCAUGACUGUAAGUCGCUUUGGAUAAAAGCGUCUCCAAAAUGUCAUAUAUUAUAGGUCAUGGUGCUCACAUUAGUAUAAUAGUAUAACAGCCUCUUGUAUCUGCUUUAAUCUGUAAGACAGCAUUGGACAUUGCUUUUGAAUAAAUGUCUAUAGCUACAUCGAUGCAACAAGAUUUGAUAUUUUAAAACUUGAGUACUUCAUCUUACAAGGCUGUUACACUGGAAAUAAUAAGUUGAAAUGUCCAUGAUUUCCGAUGUGAUAACAUUCUACCAAACAUCUAACUUACUAUUCACUUUGUUUCCUAGAAAAUGGCAACAGCAUGUAAAUUUUUUUUAUAAAUGUGCAUGUUUUGCUUUUCACAUUGCUGAUUUAUUCUAGGAAAUUGUCACGUACAGUAUAUCUUAGUAUCCUAGUAUACAACAGCAAUAUGCACUUACAGGUGAAAAGAAACGACAUGUGCAUUGUGUCAUUCUGUUGUAUUCUAUGUGUUGUAUUCUACAGGACUAGCCUAUCGCCGCUGUGACAACAAUGGGACGUGGGCACUGACCACCACCAACAACAAGACAUGGGCCAACUACAGCGAAUGUGCAAAAUUCCUCUCACACUAUAACCAAAAUAAUGAGAAGGUGACAGUCAUGUCCAUCCUAGCAUGCAUUUCUUUUUUUUCAUUAGACAAUGGCAACUUUGUCAGAGACGUGACACAAUAGCAGUGGACAGGGACAAUGGCCAUUGUGUGUCAUUUCUGAUAAAAGUGUGACAUUUCAGUCUAUUUCAAUCUAUUCUAUUGUUUUAGAUGGCAUUAGCAUACGCAAUCAAUGUGGAGGUAUUGGAAUGUGUAUGAUAUUGGACGUGUGAUUUGAUUGGUCAGAAACUAGGCCCUUUUUACUGCUGUAGGCUAUGCCGCUUUUCAUUUCUGUCACACAUCAGAUGGAGCUGUAGGGGGCUUUGUGUGUAAGUAUACUGCAGGGGCUAGCUAGCUAACGCUCUCUGAGAGCUCAAUCAUUCUCUAACCUCACAUGUCUGUAACUUAUUGAGCCUCUACAGUGUUCAUUGUCUGUCUGCCAUCCCCAUUGUUGGACAUGUUUACGUUCUGCUUUUUCUGAUGCCUCUACUCAUUUGCAGGAAACCUAACAAUAACAAAAUAUAAUUAGAAGAUCAACAUAAAAACUCAGUUUACCAUUUAGAUGAAGAGUGUCGCCAAAUGGAACAAAAGACGUGUCCCCUCAGAAAUGUGAGGCAGACAUGCCCAUUCUUUACUAUUGACUUAUUUCCCCCUUGGAGAUUAUGUGAACAAUGCUUGGAAUGAUUAUACUUGUGUUUGGACCAAAUAAUCUUUUGAUAGAUUAAGUGAAGCGUUACCUCCGUUGAACCCCUUCUUACAAUCUGAUAUGAUUCCUGUAUUGAUAUGUUAGGCUUCUUCCUCUGACUUAAAUGGAUUGGAGCUGAAUUGGAUAUCAGAAUAAAGGCUAUAUGACCGGCACAUCUCUCCAAAAAUGAGUGCUGUAGCCAGUAUUUCAAGGAAAAGAUUCAACAUGUGGAAAAAUUGAUGUUUUAAACACUUUAAAGUAACUUUAAUCAUAGAAAGAUUGCUGAUACUGUUACGUCUUUACUUUGCUUUAUUCCUUUGUCAUCACAGAGGUAAUUCCAAUUCCAUUCAUUCAAUUAUAUUUCCUCGGCCCUCAACCGUCAUUUGAGGUGCUCAUUGAUCAAAUGGAUGACCUGUUACACUCAGUUCUGGGCCAAUGGACAGCAAGGUUGGGCUCAAUUUGAAUUGAAGGCAGUAAAGUCAGGAAGCAAAUAAAAAUUAUAAUUCAAUAAUCGAAAAAAAUUGCAUUUAUUUUCAAUGACUUCUCAAUAAACUGAAAAGUAGAAGCUAUUUCAAAAGUUUAGACAUAUCUGAAUUUUAAAUUCAAAUCACUUCCUGAAUUGACUGCCUUCAAUUCGAAUUGAGCCCAACCCUGGUGGUCAGCAGGUUGGCAUGGGUUACAGGUUGUCUGCUCCGUCACUGGGCCAUGAUAAGGAGGCAGUAAGUAAUCAGCCCCUUAAUGACGAGUUGAGGGCACUAAGCAGGAAAUCUGUGAACCGCUAUUUCCCACUCUUUACCUGAGCAAGGUUAUUUAGCGGUUAGCUCCAGCCAAGGUUCAGAAGAGGUCAUCCUGAGUACUGAAGGUUGGAUGGUGAUGGGAUCUGCUCAGCUGACAAGAACAGGGCCAUAGAGCACAGGGAAAGUGGACCAACUGAUUGGACAAACACUGCAUUCAGAUGAACGAACAGCAAAGAUUCUGCCUGCGAUUUCUACUGACCAUAAUUUUUUAGUCCCAAUGGGAUCUGUUUUCUCCUCAGUGCUGCUCAAUGCUGUGUUUUAGCCUGUUAACCCCAGCAUUCAGUCUGGUUUAACCAAGCGAUCUGCUUUUGGGCUUACUUCCAUAAUAACGUGCAUCAAAGACCGCUUACUGCACCCCAAAAUAUCUGGCUUCAUAUGAAUAUUAAGCCAAACUUUUCUGGUCUCUCCCCACAAGUGCAUUCUUCUCUCCUCCUUUUAAAUGUAGGUUUCAACAUUACGGUUGUGGGCGGAGGAGGUCAUGGGGAUCCCUCCAUCCACAUUUUGAGUAGAGGGCCCCUGAUUUAUUUCUUCUUCUUAGACUUCAAAUGUUUAUGUUGAUGGUCUCCCGGUCCCAGGACUCAUAGAAGCAGCAGCUAUAGUUAAUGAAAAAUGCAUACGCACCAAAUUAAACCCUUCAGCCGCGCACCACAACUUAGGAACCCUUGGGUUUGGCACUGGGUCCCCAUCCCUAAAUGAUAGCAGCAGUGGAGUAGGCUCUGGUUACAGCAGGCCCCAGAGGAGCCCCUCCGUUAGGCUGUGUUGAUCCAGCAACCACGGGUAGCUAGCUAGAGGCCAGACCUGGAUUCAAAUAGUAUUUCAAAUACUUUGAGAGUUUGAUUGAGUCCUGCCUGAAGUGCCAGGUGAACAGGAUUUAUUUUAGCCAGACAAGCUCAAUCAAGUGCAGCUAAAGUAUUUGAAAUAAAACAAAUCCUAUUUGAACCCAGGUGUUCUAGCGUCUCACCUCUCCAGCGAUAUGUCCUCUGGUUGCCUGCUCUGUGCUGUAAUCUCCUGCUGGAAGCCCCAGCAUGCACCACACUUCACUCAGGGCUUUUGUCAGUGCGGCACAUCUCUCAAGCCAAAUAUUCUGUUUAUUAGAAACCUCCAUCUCAGUCUGUUGCCUGUUGCCUCAGGGCAGCCUAUUGCCUGGUGGGUCUCAGUCCUCUGGUGGGCAGCUCAUUGUCAGAAGUAACGCACCACAUUAUAUUCAGAAACUAAUCAGAGGCCUGGAUUGGUCGCACGCCAUGAAAUGACCUUUGACCUUGGAAUGGCCGCACACCAUCACAGCACCUUCUUUGAGCUUUGAGAUUCAUGAUGUUUUGUUUUUGGUCCGCAGUAGUUUUUUGUGUUGCAAUGUGUAGCCUGCAACUGUGAGUCAUUUUUGUCAGGAGUAACAUUAUCCUCAGUGCCUCUGUAAAUGUUAAACAGUGAUGCACAGAGACACUAUGAUAGCUUUCAGCAGAUUUAUGGGGACAAUAUUGUGUAAUUGGAAUGUCCUGAGUCAAUUACUUAUAUAUUGUAAAACAAUCAAUGUAGCACACCAGGCACAUACUAAUCAUGGACUUAUCAAACAUCUAUCACUUCCUCAACCAGGCUACUGUAAGUACGCUGACACCUCUGAGUAGACAGUUCACUCCUGACCUGCCACCUGAUAUGACUAACAAUAUCUCUCCUUCAUAUGUUCUUGUCUCUCUUGUCCCAGCAGGAGGUGUUUGACAGAGGGCUACUCCGUCUCUCUAACAUUUGUCCUUCAUAUGACCUUGUCUGUCUCAACAGGAAGUAUUUGACCGUCUGUACCUCAUCUACACAGUGGGCUACUCCAUCUCUCUGGGAUCACUUAUGGUGGCUGUGAUCAUCCUGGGAUAUUUCCGGUGAGUAGUACUUGUUGUCGUUGGGAAAAUUCCUUCCUCAGUCAAUAUUUUAUCUCCCACUAAAUCUCCCAUCAAAUGUUUUGUGUGGUAAAACAAAGAGACAAAGCAUGCAAAAUGUGUUUAUAUCAUGUUUUACAUUUGCCUUUUCCAUGAGCGUUUGACUUUUAAAAGGAUUAGAGGUGGCUGCCUUUGAGGUUGUUGCCUUGUAGCCAGUGUGUGAUUGUGAUACGUGCCUCGUCUUGCUGGCAUUUACAGUAUAUUCUUUGUUAUUUUCAUACUUAUUAAUCUCAGACCUCAGAGAUCCAUAGGAAAGCCGUGGUUAGUGUGUAUUGUUAUUAUGUUUACUUGGUGGUAUGUUUACAUGAAGACAUCAGUAAUAUAUUGGUGUGCAGUUUCAGCCUAAUUAAUUAAAAUUCUGUCAUGUCCGGGCAGAAACCUUUAAGGCAGGCUGAAAGAGAAAUAGAUUGGCAAAUUAAUUCUGACAGUCAAUUUGAUAUGUAGUGAAUUUGGUUGGGUUUUCUAGGGACAGAUCCUUAGUUCUUAUUAUUGCCUUAGCCAAAAAACGAAUUACUCAAAUUCAGCAGCUUGAACACUAAUCCUUGCACACAAGAUCAAAUUUGUUUGACAUUUUACAUUGAAUCAUUUCAUUUUUCUUUUGGAUGAUUAAUGCAAGGAAACCUCCCCAUUAUUUGCUCAUUUUUGUUUAGCGGAGGGAGAGUGUCAAGUCCAGGAAUUGGUGUAAAGUUGUGUUUACAAACAUUCCACUCAACGUGACUUAGAGCCUAACCCAGGCUUCUCAGAAGGGAGUAAAUGUUUUAAGAGAGAGAGACCCUAAACUGGCACCAGGAAAUCUACAGGCCAAAUUAGUUUAAUCACACGUCUCAGGGGUCCCCGAGGGUCUGGGCUGACGUCCCAGCAGCGCGUUCAGGAGCACUCCAGCUACGUCUCCCUCUUCCCUUUAACAUGUCAGGCUUUUAAAACCCUCAGACACAAGAGAGGCAGGUUCAUAAAUGUUUUCUGGAGAGAGACCGAGGGAUACAUACUGCACAUUAGCAGUGGUGUUUUCUCUCUUCCACAUGAUGCACUGGGGAACUGUUCACAAAUUAGUUUCCCUCACAACUUCACAAAUCAAAAUACCCCAAAUGAGAGCUUGUCCAAUAGCUUAAUAGCCAGUUUAGAGGCGGCAGGUAGCUUAGUGGUUAAGAGAGUUGGGCCAGUAACCAAAAGGUCGCUGAUUGGAAUCCCCAAGCCAACUAGGUGAAAAAUCUGUCGAUGUACCCUUGAACAAGGCACUUAACCCUAAUUGCUCCUUUAAGUCGGUUUGGAUAAGAGCGUCUGCUAAAUGACUAAAAUUUUGUAAUGGGUUUGACUGCAGAGGUUAGACACAAGCAAAUAAUGAGGGAAUAAUGAUUCAUUAGUUUUCUGCGGUUACUUGUUAUAUAUACACUCACUGCUUGCCAGAGUAAUACACUGUAGGCCUAAACUUAUAUAGGGCUGGGAAUUGCCAGGGACCUCACAAUACGAUAUUAUCACGAUACUUAGGUGCCGAUACAAUAUAUAUUGUUAUUCUCACGACUCUCACAAUUCUAUGUGUAUUGCGAUUCAAUACUGCAAUUUUAUUGCGAUUUGAUGUUCCAAACAUAUUGCUCACUAUAUGUCUGCUGCAGAGAGACAAGAGAGAACAUGAGGAAAUUAGUUCUGAUCGGUCAUGGAAAUAUGAAAACAUGAUGGCUGGAUGGAGAACAAGCUAUUGGAUGAAAAAUACCGGAGUUUUGGUGCAGGUAUAGCCAACUAGCGCUAGCUAACGCUACCUAGCAAUCAAUACUUGGAGUCAAAGUAUCGAUAAAAUAUUGUCCAAAAUAAUAUUGCGAUAUGUAACUGUAUAGAUUUGUUCCCCCAUCACUACACUGAUAAGGGUUUUUAGAAUAUUCUUAGCCAAAUUGGCUCAUGAUCAAUAAUAAUGUUAUAUUUAUACAGUGAGGGAAAAAAGUAUUUGAUCCCCUGCUGAUUUUGUGAGUUUGUCCACUGACAAAGACAUGAUAAGUCUAUAAUUUUAAUGGUAGGUUUAUUUGAACAGUGAGAGACAGAAUAACAACAACAAAAUCCAGAAAAAUGCAUGUCAAAAAUGUUAUAAAUUGAUUUGCAUUUUAAUGAGGGAAAUAAGUAUGUGACCCCUUUGCAAAACAUGACUUAGUACUUGGUGGCAAAACCCUUGUUGGCAAUCACAGAGGUCAGACGUUUCUUGUAGUUGGCCACCAGGUUUGCACACAUCUCAGGAGGGAUUUUGUCCCACUCCUCUUUGCAACUCGAACCUUCAGCUCCCUCCACAGAUAUUCUAUGGGAUUAAUGUCUGGAGACUGGUUAGGCCACUCCUGGACCUUAAUGUCCUUCUUCUUGAGCCACUCCUUUGUUGCCUUGGUCGUGUGUUUUGGGUCAUUGUCAUGCUGGAAUACCCAUCCAUGACCCAUUUUCAAUGCCCUGGCUGAGGGAAGGAGGUUCUCACCCAAGAUUUGACGGUACAUGGCCCCGUCCAUCGUCCCUUUGAUGCGGUGAAGUUGUCCUGUCCCCUUAGCAGAAAAACACCCCCAAAGCAUAAUGCUCCCACCUCCAUGUUUGACGGUGGGGAUGGUGUUCUUGGGGUCAUAGGCAGCAUUCCUCGUCCUCCAAACACGGCGAGUUGAGUUGAUGGCAAAGAGCUCGAUUUUGGUCUCAUCUGACCACAACACUUUACCCAGUUCUCCUCUGAAUCAUUCAGAUGUUCAUUGGCAAACUUCAGAUGGGCCUGUAUAUGUGCUUUCUUGAGCAGGGGGACCUUGUGGGCGCUGCAGGAUUUCAGUCCUUCACGGCGUAGUGUGUUACCAAUUGUUUUCUUGGUGACUAUGGUCCCAGCUGCCUUGAGAUCAUUGACAAGAUCCUCCCGUGUAGUUCUGGGCUGAUUCCUCACCGUUCUCAUGAUCAUUGCAACUCCACGAGGUGAUAUCUUGCAUGGAGCCCCAGGCCGAGGGAGAUUGACAGUUCUUUUGUGUUUCUUCCAUUUGCGAAUAAUCGCACCAACUGUUGUCACCUUCUCACCAAGCUGCUUGGCGAUGGUCUUGUAGCCCAUUCCAGCCUUGUGUAGGUCUACAAUCUUGUCCCUGACAUCCUUGGAGAGCUUUUUGGUCUUGGCCAUGGUGGAGAGUUUGGAAUCUGAAAGAUUUCUGGCUCCCAGGUGUCUUUUAUACAGGUAACAAACUGAGAUUAGGAAUACUCCCUUUAAGAGUGUGCUCCUAAUCUCAGCUCAUUACCUGUAUAAAAGACACCUGGGAGCCAGAAAUCUUUCUUAUUGAGAGGGGGUCAAAUACUUAUUUCCCUCAUUAAAAUGCAAAUCAAUUUAUAACAUUUUUGACAUUCGUUUUUCUGGAUUUUUUUGUUGUUAUUCUGUCUCUCACUGUUCAAAUAAACCUACCAUUAAAAUUAUAGACUGACCAUGUCUUUGUCAGUGGGCAAACGUACAAAAUCAGCAGGGGAUCAAAUACUUUUUUCCCUCACUGUAUUUAUAUUGGGUGUGUCAGAAAUGCUUGGAUUUACAUGAAAGCAAAUGUCAGAAUAUAGAUAACCGUUUCUAGUUUGGUAUAUUCUGUCUGUCUAUCGACAACACAACACAAGCCGUCUCCAACUUCAUCAAAUGCUCCCUUCGAUGUUGGCAAGGGAUGUUUUGAGGAUAAUGUGACAGAUAACCUUUUGCUUGUCUGGGAGGAAAUUCACAUGCUCUUGGAUCUGCUCAACACAUGCUUGCAAUUUUGUUUUUACAGCUCACUUUGAGCCCUGCAAUUCAAUAUUUGUGCUUUUCAAGCCCCUAAAUCUCAAGAAUGUGUUAUAGUCAGCGCGGAAUUCAGCUGGCUCUAAUUAGGAUGAGUAUUGUUCUGAAGAGUGUGAAAACACAAACAUACGUGCACACACGUGCAUACACACAUAUACACACACGUACGUGUGCACGCACACCCACACACGCACACACAUCACACACACGUACAUACAAACUUACUCACUGUGGAAAACUCUCCCCCCUCCACACACUUACCACCUUGAUAAUAUUUAAACAUGGGUUCCUAGUGUAUUAACGGCUUAGUAGCAUCAGAUUGUCAGAAGUUUUGCAGAAGGAUUAAUGUAUUUUUCAAUGAUUGUCUUUGGUUUGAGUAAGCCAAUAGUAUGACCUAGUAUUACCACAACACGACUAUUGCUUAUUACUGUGAAGAUUAUAUCAUCUUUUAUAUGAUAUUUAUCUCCUCCUCUCCACUCAUCCAGGCGGUUGCAUUGUACCAGGAACUACAUCCACAUGCACCUGUUUGUGUCCUUCAUGCUGCGAGGCAUCAGCAUCUUCAUAAAGGAUGUGGUGCUAUACUCUGGUUCUGCAAUAGAGGACAUGGAAAGAGUCAGUGUGGAAGAUCUCAAGUCCAUCACUGAGGCUCCUCCAGCUAACAAAACCCAGUUUGUAAGUACCUAACCUUGUCCCCAGACUAUAGGAAGUUUAGUGCAUGAGAAUAGUAAGUAUCAGGCUAAGGUAGUUCAGUUAUUGACCAAGGCACCUGUGUAAUUAUUUACGUAGAACAUGUUUUCAUUAAUACUUGUUGUUUACAAUGUCUAUAACUUUGUUAUUGUGAAAUGUCUGUUCUAAAUUGGUUGGAUCGUUGUAAAAGGCCAUCCUCUAAGGACAUAGUGAUCAAUGUAAUCCAGGGACUAUUGGAAAUGAGUUGCUAAAGUCAUUCCAGCAUUCAGUACAUAUGACUCUUCAUGCUUUUUAUUAUGAUUAUUAUUUUUUCAUUACUGUCUCUCGCAGCAUUUCUAAAUAAGCACAAUCAAUGCUAUUGGUAGACUUGCCACAAAGGAAGUCUGAUUAUAAAACUGGAUAAGAGAGAGGGAGUAGGAGAAAAUUCUAAGUGGAUAAGUCUCUCUUGGCUCGCGUGUAUUAUCCCUAGUUAGAGUGCGCAAGCCUGGCCUCCACAAUCACCCGACCUCAACACAAUUGAGAUGGUUUGGGAUGAGUUGGACCGCAGAGUGAGGAAAAAGCAGCCAACAAGUGCUCAGCAUAUAUAGGAACUCCUUCAAGACUGUUGGAAAAGCAUUUCUCAUGAAGCUGGUUGAGAGAAUGCCAAGAGUGUGCAAAGCUGUCAUCAAGGCAAAGGGUGGCUACUUUGAAGAAUCUCAAAUAUAAAAUAUAUUUUGAUUUGUUUAACACUUUUUUGGUUACUACAUGAUUCCAUAUGUGUUAUUUCAUAGUUUGGAUGUCUUCACUAUUAUUCUACAAUGUAGAAAAUAGUAAAAAUAAAGAAAAACCCUGGAAUGAGUAGGUGUGUCCAAACUUUUGACUGGUACUGUACAUCAAAGUAUCUUGGUUGAGGAUUAGGACCAAUAGCAUCAAUUAAUAAGGCUGAUGGAACAGAUCAGAAUGUUUAGCUUAAAAUGUCGAUAAACUAUUAUUUAUUCAUAUUUUAAGCGCAGCAAUGUGCACACGGCGGAAGGCCUAUGCGUAAAUGUUCCAAAAUGUAAUUUGCGGGAAAACACAGUUCUAAAAUGCGCACCGCACCUCCGAGCAGUUUCAUGGACAGAGAUGGAAAUUUAGAAAGAGGGGAGAUCUAAAGAUGCAACAACUAUUUUGGGUUGCGAAUAUGACUAGGAUAAUAUCUUUGGCUGCUAGACAAUGAAAGAAAGUUGAUUUGAAAACCAGUAGAACAGGAGAUAUAACACGUUUCUAUGGUGGGAUUUUGGCUAUAGGCUACUUUGAAGCAAGGUAAGACAUGCCUCAUAAUAUGAAGUAAAACGUCCAGGUUUCAUACAAUUAAGGAACAGGAGAAAUAUAGUGACGCUAAUGAUAGGCUUAACCAUCUUCUGGUAGAUGGAAAGGCUUUCCCAAAAACCUUCUCAAUUAAAUGUUAACAAAGUAGCCUAUUCCUACCUGGCAGAAUGAUAUCAUGAUUAUUUACAUCAAUCCAUUUGCCAUUUGUUUUGCAAACUCCAUCUCAUGUGCACUACAGAAACACUGCUAACAAAAAAAGAGCUAGGUCCCUGCAAAGUGAAAUUAAAGAGUACAGUGGCUUGCGAAAGUUGACAUUUUUCCUAUUUUGUUGCCUUACAACCUGGAAUUAAAAUGGAUUUUUUGGGGGGGUUAUAUCAUUUGAUUUACACAACAUGCCUACCACUUUGAAGAUGCAAAAUAUGUUUUAUUGUGAAACAAACAAGAAAUAAUACAAAAAAACAGAAAACGUGCAUAACUAGUCACCCCCCCAAUACUUUGUAGAGCCACCUUUUGCAGCAAUUACAGCUGCAAGUAUCUCUAUAAGCUUGGCACAUCUAGCCACUGGGAUUUCUGCCCAUUCUUCAAGGCAAAACUGCUCCAGCUCCUUCAAGUUGGAUGGGUUCUGAUGGUGUACAGCAAUCUUUAAGUCAUACCACAGAUUGUCAAUUGGAUUGAGGUCUGGGCUUUGACUAGGCCAUUCCAAGACAUUUAAAUGUUUCUCCUCAAACCACUCAAGUGUUGCUUUAGCAGUAUGCUUAGGGUCAUUGUCCUGCUGGAAGGUGAUCCUCCGUCCCAGUCUCAAAUUUCUGGAAGACUGAAACAGGUUUCCCUCAAUCAUUUCCCUGUAUUUAGCGCCAUCCAUCAUUCCUUCAAUUCUGACCAGUUUCCCAGUCACUGCCGAUGAAAAACAUCCCCACAGCAUGAUGCUGCCACCACCAUGCUGAUGGUGUUCUCGGGUGAUGAGAGGUGUUGGGUUUGCACCAGACGUAGCGUUUUCCUUGAUGGCCAAAAAGCUCAAUUUUAGUCUCAUCUGACCAGAGUAGCUUCUUCCAUAUGUUUGGGGAGUCUCCCACAUGCCUUUUGGCGAACACCAAACGUGUUUGCUUAUUUUUUUCUUUAAGCAAUGGCUUUUUUCUGGCCACUCUUCCAUAAAGCCCUGCUCUGUGGAGUGUACGGCUUAAAGUGGUCCUAUGGACAGAUACUUCAAUCUCCUCUGUGGAGCUUUGCAGCUCCUUCAGGGUUAUCUUUGGUCUCUUUGUUGCCUCUCUGAUUAAUGCCCUCCUUGCCUGGUCCUUGAGUUUUGGUGGGCGGCCCUCUCUUGGCAGGUUUGUUGUGGUGCCAUAUUCUUUCCAUUUUUUUAUGAUGGAUUGAAAAGUGCUCCGUGGGAUGUUCAAAGUUUCUGAUAUUUUUUUAUAACGCAACCCUGAUCUGUACUUCUCCACAACUUUGUCCCUGACCUGUUUGGAGAGCUCCUUGGUCUUCAUGGUACCGCUUGCUUGGUGGUGCCCCUUGCUUAGUGGUGUUGCAGACUCUGAGGCCUUUCAGAACAAGUGUAUAUAUACUGAGAUCAUGUGACAGAUCAUGUGACACUUAGAUUGCACGCAGGUGGACUUUUUUUAACUAAUUAUGUGACUGCUGAAGGUAAUUGGUUGCACCAGAUCUUAUUUAGGGGCUUCAUAGCAAAGGGGGUGAAUACAUACGCAUGCACCACUUUUCCGUUAUUUAUUUCUUAUAAUUUUUUGAAACAAGUUAUUUUUUUUCAUUUCACCAAUUUGGACUAUUUUGUGUAUGUCCAUUACAUGAAAUCCAAAUAAAAAUUCCAUUUAAAUUACAGGUUGUAAUGCAACAAAAAAGGAAAAACGCCAAGGGGGAUGAAUACUUUUGCAAGGCACUGUAACUACACUCAAAUAUCAACAUUUCUUAGAUUUUUCCCAGACCUCAAAAAUUGUCUCUCGAUGUGGUUUAAGCAUUGUUGUGGACUUAGAACAUCCAAUUUGGUUGUUUUUCUAUUAAAUAAGUGUGACUCAAAAACCUGAAAACAUUUUUUUAAAAGUGAAACCUGUGAAUUUCUGACUCAGUUGACAGACUAAUUUAUCUGUUUCAAUAGUAGGCCUACGAUUAGCCUACUUGCACCGUACAGCUUGGGUUGGCCUGACUGUGAAAGACCAAUAUAGGAUUGAUAAUUUUAGGUCAUUCAGAGUGUAUGUCACUGUUUGUCAUAGAAUUUAGAAUUGUUCACACAGGAAUCUUUUCCUUCACCGGGCAGGCCGUUUGGAAAGAAAGUGUCAAAAUUAGAGUAUACCCACUUCUCCAGGCACCACUACACCACUGAGUAGGACAGACAGAGGCAUAGAGGUUGGCUUCCCUUGGGGCAUACACAGGCUAAACUACCAGGAAUUCCCUGUUGUUUAUAUUUUAUCAACCUCUCCAGGUUUGUGUAACACACAGUAUUCAUUGGAUUAGAAUAAAUCUUUCAUUUUACAAACCAUGCUUGGAACCUAGAGAUUUCAUCCUGGAGAGGCUUGGAUUUUGGUUUACUCACUGCAAAGUGAUUUCACAUUUGUCAAUGUACACACUACCCUUAGAGUUGCUGUAUGUCACAACUAUAUAACAGUGCAAAGCAAGAAUGGAUUAUAAAGAUUCAAAAUGUAUGGCUUCCGGUCACUACAAGAAGAACCAAGGCAUUAUGUGUUGAUUUUGUGAUUAACAGGUGUUAGAAAACAUUAGUCAUACAUCUACAAGUGCUUGUUACCAUGAAAUAGCCUAUUGUAUUUCAGGGUACUUAGUAAAUUCAUUAUAUUAGAUGUAUUUGUCUGUUGUGUUUCCUUUAGAUUGGCUGUAAAUUAGCAGUGACCCUGUUCCUGUAUUUCCUGGCCACCAACUACUACUGGAUCCUAGUAGAGGGUUUGUACCUCCACAGCCUCAUCUUCAUGACCUUCUUCUCAGACAGGAAGUACCUCUGGGGAUUCACUUUGAUUGGAUGGGGUAUGUGAUGUCAUAGAAAACACGUUUUUACUGCAGAUGCACUGCUGAUAAUGAAAUUAAUGAGCUAAAUGAACCCCUUUAAAAAACAAAUAUUAAUCAAUUCAUUUGAAAAGCAUUUCCUAUGUCAUAAUGUUUCGUAUAAUGUUUGUCAGACAGCUGAUUUUUGAUUGAUCAACAAUUAUCAACUUUUCAAUGGUUUCACACAUACGGUGUGAAUACUGUUAUAAGCAGAACUCAAGAAUAGUUCAGAGAACUAGGCUCUACGGCUCCUGCAUUGUACACACUGUGCGUAACUGUUAUGUAAGCACAGCGCAUACAAUGUGGAUGCUGUGUCGCCCAAUUGCCUCACUAUAUUAACAGGGUAAUCUUGACUUGAACCCACUAUAAUAAUUUGAAGAAAAUUACUGUAUUUUGUAUUUAAUCAUUAUUUGUGUGAUUGUAGAUAAUUAUGAUCUGUUCUGCAGGGGUCUCAGCUGUUAAGUUGUUUUGAGAUCUAUCUUGAUGUUCAUUGUUGUUAUUGUUGAUUUGCAGGGGUCCCAGCUAUGUUUGUGACAGUGUGGGCAAGUGUGAGAGCCACCUUGGCAGACACAGAGUAAGUAUUGCGCUAUAAUCCCAAUUUGUCAUCAUUGAUGUUGGCUCUGAACACAAAGUACUGUACAUUUGCCAGAAUCUUUCAUGGGAAUGUGAGACAGAACCUUAGAACGUGUUCAAGAAUCCCCUUAGAUUCAUAGAAUGUUUAAAGGCAGCGUGUAUGUCUUUAAUUUAAUCGAAACCCGCAUUGCAGUAUUUACACAGUAUUACCUAUUUCCCCAUGGUUAUAUAAAAUCACAGAAUGACUUUGAGUACUGUAGAAACGUAAUACUACUAGCCUAUCACGUAGACUCCACUCAAAGGUAGAUUCUGCCAGUUUUCAGAAUAAGAAUUGUGUGUGCGCAGGCAGUAGUUGCAUAAACAUUGCCAUGGCAGGUUGGAUUGAAUUCCAGCCAAGAACUCAGAGCAUAGGACCAGUCUGUAAGGGUUGCCAACUUCCCCAUGUGUUGUUGUUACACUAGGAUAAACAGAAAGAUUAGUUCCUGAAACCAAUUAGUUACACAAUCAUACGUAUCUGUAUUAGUUUUUCAUAAAUGCCCUGUUUAUCAAUUACAGGUGCUGGGACCUAAGUGCAGGCAAUCUGAAAUGGAUCGUACAAGUGCCCAUUCUAACAGCAAUAGUGGUAAGUAAACAUGUCAAUUGAAAAUGUAAAUUGCAUAAUGGCAUUUAACAUUUUCAAUUGACACGUUUAAUUAGCACAAUUACUGACCACUAUUACCACUAUCUGCUUUUUGAGAGAGUUGGUAGUUGAGAUAUUUGGCUUUGGUGUGCUACAUUGUGUCAUUGUCUGUUAUCAAAGGUGAAUUUUAUGCUGUUCCUGAAUAUAAUCCGAGUUCUGGCCACUAAACUUCGAGAGACAAAUGCUGGCAGAUGUGACACAAGACAGCAGUAC
Messenger RNA from Coregonus sp. 'balchen', 14405 nucleotides. Lineage: Eukaryota; Metazoa; Chordata; Actinopteri; Salmoniformes; Salmonidae. The record is from the annotation of a GenBank genome assembly.